This is a messenger RNA of Gadus morhua (Atlantic cod), 2373 nucleotides long. RefSeq names its product peroxiredoxin-6. The transcript has 5 exons. Lineage: Eukaryota; Metazoa; Chordata; Actinopteri; Gadiformes; Gadidae. Gene Ontology annotation, cellular component: cytosol; mitochondrion. Gene Ontology annotation, biological process: cell redox homeostasis; cellular oxidant detoxification. The coding region runs from base 52 to 786 and encodes 244 amino acids. Gene Ontology annotation, molecular function: peroxiredoxin activity. The record is from RefSeq and is a predicted model, not a curated record.
GUCAUCACCCCUGUUACUGCGCCUGCGCGCUGAUCGCCUGCUGUGAAGAAGAUGCCGGGGUUGCUGCUCGGAGAUGUCUUCCCCAACUUCCACGCAGAAACCACUGAUGGCUCCAUUCAAUUCCAUGACUUCUUGGGUGAUUCUUGGUGUGUCCUGUUCUCCCACCCGGGGGACUUCACCCCCGUGUGCACCACCGAGCUGGGCCGCGCUGCACGCCUCUGCGCCGAGUUCACCAAGCGCGGCGUCAAGAUGGUGGCCCUGUCCGUGGACAGCCUGGAGGACCACCACGACUGGUCCAAGGACAUCCUAGCGUACUGCAGCAUGGAGUCAGAGAGGUCCUCGCUGCCCUACCCCGUCAUCGCCGACCAGAAGAGAGAGCUGGCCCUGGCCCUGGGCAUGAUGGACCCCGACGAGAAGGACAAGGACGGCCUGCCUCUCACCGCACGCUGUGUGAGGACCUCUGGGCUGUAUCCUGUUACUCUCCAGCCCUGUUCUCAACUUCCCUCUGCAGUGUUCAUCAUCGGUCCUGACAAGAGGCUGAAGCUGUCCCUGCUCUACCCCGCCUCCACCGGACGCAACUUCGACGAGAUCCUGCGGGUCGUGGACUCCCUCCAGCUCACCGCCACCAAACGGGUGGCCACGCCCGCAGACUGGCAGCCGGGGGACAGUGUGAUGGUCCCUCCAAGCAUGUCGGAGGCCGAGGCCAGUGUUCUGUUCCCCGCCGGGGUGUUCACCAAGGAGGUGCCCUCCAAGAGGAAGUACCUCCGCUACACCCCCCAGCCCUGAGGACCCCCAGCCCCCCUACACCCAGGAGGAGGAGGACCCCCAGCCCCCCUACACCCAGCAGGAGGCCCUGGACACCAGCACCAAAACCGGGGCCUUCCAACCAACCCAUCAACCCUGAAUAAUGUAGAAGAGUCAUUUUGGGAUUUAAGUGCAAUGGAGAGCACCCUUCAAAACAAAAGGACAAUCAGAGUGCUUUACAUCGGCAGAAUCCACUCUGAGUAGGGGACCUUUUGUAGUUCAUAACACUAAUUAUGGGUCUGUUCCUACCAGGGCACGGGGUAGGGGACGUUACCUUACUACUUUAGUCUACUACCCAUGCCCCGGUGAGUUGAUUGAAACCUGUGUCAGUCCAUUACCAAGAGAUACCAAAUUCCUACUUCAUAUGAAGGAGGCCCUGCAUGGGUUUAUUGGAAUACACCAUUUAUUGCACUAUAGCUGGUAGUUCAUAGGCCUACCAUCCUAAUCAUUAAGGACGCAUCUCAUUCAUGGGUUAUGACCAGCACAGAAGACCAAACUAGUUCUACCUUUGAGGAAUGUGGAUGCAUUUAAAUGUUCUUUUUCCACCCAUGUUUGAGUACACCAGGGGAGUUAAGGUGAGGAGGUAAGGUGAUUAAGGAAUAAUGAAGGUUAAAACACUUUGUCAUUUCUAUAAAAUGUCUAACAUUGAUCCGCUAUUCAAUUCCAGGGUUUAUUUUUCUGUUAUCUUGUUCGAUGUAAUUUGUAAUUUGUCGUUGGCUGUUGUCAGGCUCCAUUGUAUCCUUUCCUACUUUACCCAGGAAAACGUUUGCUACCCUCUCAACUUUAGGAGGAAUCAUUCAAUCAACUGUGAAAUAACAAUAUGUUGAACAGGCUUUAUUAUUAACUGUGAAAACAAGCUUCACAUUUGGCCCUUUGCUAUGAUACGAUUUGCCAAAUGGGCAAAUUAACACCGAUUGUCCCUUCAAGACAUCUUCUUGUUCUUUCAUUGGUUUCUUCUUGUGCUUCCAGAAUCCUCUUUUGUUGAUACAGGGCAUAUUCAACCUGUGCAAUACUCACAAUUGUAAAGCUGUGAUAUUCACAAAGUAUUAAAGUCUGGGGGUAAUUCUAAAUGAAGAGUGUUAUUUGCUUCAGCUCUCCAUGAUAGCCUUAUACUCCCUCUGGUGGUCGACGAGGCUUAAGAACACCCGGUACUUUCUCUCAUAGAAACUUGAAAAGAAAACACAAAAACACAGUCCAAGUUUUCAUUAAUAAUCAGCUUCAUGUUCUGAAGCAGGUACUGGGAAAACUUUAACUAAUGGAUGAUGUAAUUCAUCCCAAUAUUACAUGAAAAGACAACGCUGAAGCUAACCUCCUUAGCUCCUGCUUAGGCCAAACGACUUCUCCAACUUUGGCCAUGAUCUUCAUCGCGUCCUGCAGAAAGAGACGUUAGGUAAUAGGUAAUAGGGCUACCAUAAGACCUCCUAAACCAACAGCCCGCUUAUCAAUGUAAGAAUUUCCAUGUUUAACUCUAUACUUGCUUAGGUGCCUUGUCUUAAGCAUUGAAUUGCGAAGACAUGCCAUGUUAUUUACUCUGCCAUGAUAAAUAAAUAAAAUAAAUACAACUCUUGA